This is a messenger RNA of Parastagonospora nodorum SN15, 698 nucleotides long. RefSeq lists its product as hypothetical. The transcript has 5 exons. Lineage: Eukaryota; Fungi; Ascomycota; Dothideomycetes; Pleosporales; Phaeosphaeriaceae. The coding region runs from base 1 to 594 and encodes 197 amino acids. The record is from RefSeq and is a predicted model, not a curated record.
AUGCACCUUCUCCGCCGCCUCAUCUUUCAACGACUGCCCAAGAUCACGACAAAACACCGCCGUCAUGCAGAUCUUCGUGAAGACUCUCACCGGCAAGACCAUCACGCUGGAGGUCGAGUCAUCGGACACAAUCGACAAUGUGAAGAGCAAGAUCCAGGACAAGGAGGGCAUUCCCCCGGACCAGCAGCGCCUGAUCUUCGCCGGAAAGCAACUCGAGGAUGGCCGCACCCUGUCCGACUACAACAUCCAGAAGGAGUCGACUCUGCACUUGGUCCUCCGUCUCCGUGGCGGCAUCAUCGAGCCUUCGCUCAAGGCGCUCGCCUCCAAGUACAACUGCGACAAGAUGAUCUGCCGCAAGUGCUACGCUCGUCUGCCACCGAGGGCUGUCAACUGCCGCAAGAAGAAGUGCGGCCACACCAACCAGCUCCGCCCCAAGAAGAAGCUCAAGUAAAUGCUUCGCUCCCUACGGCGUCUGGCGAGAGUUUCGGGGUCAUGUGGAGAUACGAUUAUGCAACGAAUGCAUGCGACGGACAUGAGGGCAUGGUCUCUUCUUUGGCACUUUCUACCUACAUACGGCAGCACCCGGGCAUGUAGAGUGAAUCGAUAACAAACCUUUUCCUUUCGUGCAAAAUAUCAAGGACAUGGCCGAGGAGUGUGCGUGCAGAGCCUGUAACGAAAUGAAAAACAUCUCCAGCUUC